AUGGCAGUAGCAGCUUCCUUUGAGACGAAUUUUCCUGGAUCAGUGCGAACUGCAAGGAAGCGGGUGAUAGAUUCGGAGCUGAAGAAUUAUGUGGCCGCAAAUAUAGUUGCUUUAACUCCCCAGUAUAAAGAACAGAGGUUAGAGUUUGCAAGACAAUUUUACUGGCGUCCACGAUGGUACGACGCGGCAAUAAUAUUAUUUCUCGGUUGCAUCUGCGUGUCCGUAAGUGAUGGAGACGGCAAUGUGCUGCACAUCGGCGGCAUCUUCCCCAUCGCGGGUGAGGGCGGCUGGCAGGGCGGCCAGGCCUGUAUGCCGGCCGCCAACCUUGCCCUCGAGGACGUCAACGCCAGGCGGGACCUGCUGCCCGGCUACGUGCUCAAGCUGCACAGCAACGACAGCGAGUGCGAGCCCGGCCUGGGAGCCAGCGUCAUGUAUAAUCUCCUCUACAACGAGCCGACGAAGCUGAUGCUGCUAGCAGGAUGUAGUACGGUGUGCACCACGGUGGCGGAGGCAGCCAAGAUGUGGAACCUUGUUGUGUUAUGCUACGGAGCAAGCUCGCCGGCACUAUCUGACCGAAAUCGUUUCCCCACUCUGUUCCGGACCCACCCUUCAGCCACCGUGCACAACCCCACUAGGAUAAAACUAAUGAAAAAGUUCGGAUGGUCCAGGGUGGCUAUCCUGCAGCAAGCGGAAGAAGUAUUUAUAUCCACCGUGGAGGACCUGGAGGCCAGGUGUACGGAAGCGGGUAUAGAAAUAAUAACCAGGCAGUCCUUUCUAUCGGAUCCCACAGACGCCGUGAGGAAUCUCAGGAGACAGGAUUCAAGGGUUAUUGUGGGGCUGUUCUACGUCGUAGCCGCGAGGCGAGUUCUGUGCGAGGUGUACAAGCAGAGUCUCUACGGGAAACAAUAUACCUGGUUUUUUAUAGGCUGGUACGAGGACAACUGGUUCGAGGCCAACUUAGAGAAGGAGGGUAUCGACUGCACGGUGGAACAGAUGCGCAUCGCAGCCGAGGGCCACCUCACUACCGAGGCCCUCAUGUGGAAUCAGAACCUGAACGAGCGCACCAUCUCCGGAAUGACUUCGGAGGAUUUCAGGCACCGGCUGAACGACGUACUUAGGCGCGAGGGCUACGACAUUGAUAACCAGCGAUACCCAGAGGGCUAUCAGGAGGCCCCGCUGGCCUACGACGCAGUGUGGUCAGUCGCAUUGG
Messenger RNA from Anoplophora glabripennis (Asian longhorned beetle), 1210 nucleotides. RefSeq names its product gamma-aminobutyric acid type B receptor subunit 1-like. Gene Ontology annotation, molecular function: G protein-coupled GABA receptor activity. Gene Ontology annotation, biological process: G protein-coupled receptor signaling pathway; gamma-aminobutyric acid signaling pathway. Gene Ontology annotation, cellular component: membrane; G protein-coupled receptor heterodimeric complex. The transcript has 6 exons. The annotation marks the transcript as partial. Lineage: Eukaryota; Metazoa; Arthropoda; Insecta; Coleoptera; Cerambycidae. The record is from RefSeq and is a predicted model, not a curated record.